UGCAGGCAUAUCAACUGCUUUCCUGCUCCCCAGCAGUGUAGAUUCAGCCUCUCCUACAAUUUACUUUUUUCUUACCUGGGAGACGAAGGUUAUGGCAAUGGCACGACCAGGUGAAACCCUAUGGGCUUUGUCCUGUUGUACUGCUGGUUUGCCCUUCCUGCUGCUCUCUCUCAUCCCAUGCCCAGCGUUGACGUGUACUAGCCAUGAAUAUUCCUUGCGUGGCAUUAAAUGCUGCAAGAUGUGCGGUCCUGGGGAGGAAAUACAAUACCGCUGCACAGAGACAACAGAAACAGUGUGUAAACCCUGCCAGGAUGGGUACUAUAAGACUGAGUACAGCGAGGGAGACUGCAAGACCUGCAAAAUCUGUAACAUCAAAAAGGGCACCACAGAAGUGAAGAAGUGCGACCAGACCUCUGAUAGAGUGUGCAUGUGCACCAAAGGCUUCGAGCCCAGCAGGUUCAUGGCAGAUGGCACAGCUCCAUCGGCAUGCUCAGCCUGUUCUGCUGGGUCUUUUUCCAAAGGAGAAAAUAGCAAAUGUCACCCCUGGACCAACUGCACAGCGUCUGGUAGGACGAUUCUGCGGGAGGGGUCAGAUAAAGAGGAUGUUAUCUGUGGUGACCAGAAGAAACAGGCGACCACGAUUCAGAGCCCAGUGUCCACUUCGCAUACCUCCGUCACCACCCACAAAAACAGCACGUUGUUGACAGCACUCAUGACUCCCAGACCCAAAAACACACUUUCCAUUCCUCCCAUUCAUUGGGGAGAUCAGCCAACUGUCAGCACAGAGCCAACCAACUGGGGGCCUUUAUCUCUCAUCCUUAUUUGCUUGACAUUGCUCAUGGUAUCAGGAAUGUCUAUUCUCCUACUGAUUAUUCAGGCGACUGGCAAGGGGAGGAAGAAGAAACUGCAGCCUGCUGAGAACGAUCAGCGGAAAGGAAGGAGCUGUCGCAUUCCUAUCCAGGAGGAACAAAUUGACUCCAAUUCCAGCCUGAUCAAAAACUGAGUCCCCAUCAGGCUAUCACGUACUGCAUUUCUGAGCCAAGCAACAUUAACCCAGCAGUGUGACAGCUACUCCCUGUGCGAAGGAAUAUUCUGCGGAGAUAUGUAUAUACCAGUGUGCUUGAGUGUGUGAGAAGGUUAAAAAACGAGCUGUACCUCUGAGUGUACUUGAGCGACCCUCAAGUGUCAGGCCGUGCACGUUUAUUUUGGAAGCACAUGACUCUUCAUCAAUCAGACCAGGCCUGCACCUACAGCACCGGGUGCAUCAGCCCAGUUCACCUAGCAGGCCUGGCUGAAUUUGGACAGCGGCACCCCUUUGGGGGUCGGUAAACAGCCAGUAUUCAUUAAUCAAAAGUAUUAUUUACUUAGGAAUAUAGGAGCAGGGCCUUAGAGAGGAAGAAUUUCAAAACCAAAACCUGUCUAUGUGCAUGCCUACCUUACCUGGAGUCCUACCGUGCUAUGAUGGGGACCUACUCAGGCCUGGUUUUCCUAGCUGCUCCCACCAGGCUCAUGUACCCGACUCAUUUACCAGUCUGGUUGUCCUGUUGUCUCUUCCCUCUUCCCUCUGUUAAGGAGCGUCCCCUUUAAAUCCUGCUCGAUUUAUUGUUCUCAGGUCUUGGCCUCAGCCCAAACCAGUCUUGUAGGUUGGCUGGGGAUACAGAAUUGGUGAAGCUAUUCAUUCUGGCAUCUAACAGCUUAUAGCACAUAACAACUCUAAGUGUUGGCUGAGCGGUUGUGGUUAUCUGACACGUCCUCCCACUCUUGCAUCCUGACAAAUGGUUCUUGUGUACAUUGCAGUGACCGAGCCAACAGGUAAUUUAUGAAUAAGUUAUUAAUCCUACUGUAGGUCAGCUCCAGAUUUCUUUGUGUGUGUAUGUGUGUUUGUGUGUGUAUGUAUUGUGGAAGGAGUCUUUAUACGGACUUGUAUAAGGGAAAGCAAAUUCAGAUACUUAGGAACAUUACUGAUGGAGACUACAGCUUAGGGGACAACUUGCGAGUACCAUCUGCCUUGACGGAGGGCCUUAGUGGUUGGUGUUUGUACCACUGCAUCAUCUGUAAGCUCCGCAUGCCCAAGACACACCUUUUUGGGCUUCCUGUUUAUGUUCCUAGGCAGCACAGCAAGCAUCCUGUUAGGAUGGGCACCUGCAGCGUGCAUCUCCUCAGCCAGGAUGUGGUCACAUCAACCAAAACUGGACGUAAGCUGUGGUGUUCUGGGGCAGGCAGCCUUCUUAGAAGGGACCCCUAGAAAAGGGUACAAAAGUGAGGUGAUGUCUAAUGGGAGAAGAGGAUGAAGGAUGGAGUAGACAGAGUGCAAAGCAAGUGCAGAAAGACUU
Messenger RNA from Gavialis gangeticus (Gharial), 2333 nucleotides. It is a transcript of the gene TNFRSF4, whose product is annotated as TNF receptor superfamily member 4. NCBI's taxonomy places the organism in Eukaryota, Metazoa, Chordata, Crocodylia, Gavialidae. The transcript has 7 exons. The record is from RefSeq and is a predicted model, not a curated record. Gene Ontology annotation, molecular function: tumor necrosis factor receptor activity; protein binding. Gene Ontology annotation, biological process: inflammatory response. The coding region runs from base 92 to 1003 and encodes 303 amino acids.